Molecule: messenger RNA, 213 nt
Organism: Parastagonospora nodorum SN15
Lineage: Eukaryota; Fungi; Ascomycota; Dothideomycetes; Pleosporales; Phaeosphaeriaceae
Exons: 2
Coding region: 1-213 (70 amino acids)
Source: RefSeq, a predicted model, not a curated record
AUGGCAGCCACGGGUCAAGGCAGUCACUUGUUUCACGCGCCAACCCCGGAUUCACGGCCUGUUUUCUGUCACCACGCGCGAAACUUCCGACGCCUUUUCAGCGACCACUUCCACCACCCAGAGACCCCCGGGCCGCAUUCUACCGCCGAACACUAUCACCUUAUCACCAGGCCAUCUCUACUCUUCCUGUCUGCAGUAAAGCGACGCCGAUAA